CUUUAUUGCACUUUUAUAAAGAAAUUUCGAGAUUAAUUGUGACGGUGGACAAUCGCCAUAUUUUAAAUGGCCCAAGAUUGUCUUAAUUAAUAAAAAUGAACAUGAAAAACUAGCCUUCUGUGGAAGUAAUUAAAAAAGGAUGGAAGCUCGACUGUACAACUUCUUGGACUCCCGGCUCCUGCCCAAAAUCACCACAAACGCGCAAUGCACAGACGAUCACGAAGUGAGCAAUUUGAUUAGCGACAACUUUCUAGUCAGAUCUCGGGGCUUCGUGGCGGAUACUUCGACUAGACCGCCGGUUCACGUUGACGUCGAGCUCCUAUGCCCGAUUAACGUCCACUACAUUAUCCUAGCGAAAAACCUCAACCAUCAGUAUUUCACCACCGUCGAACUCUUAGCGAAAUACAAGACGACCUUUUCGUCGAUCGCGUACGAACGUUUCGAUACAACAGGCAUCAUUUUUUGUAACAGUACCUUGUAUAACUCACAAAAACUGCCAGUAAAUAUAGACACCAGUUACAGAGUAGCGUUUUUUAAACCGCACGCGCGCCGUUCGUUCUCAACCGUCAGCUUUCUGAAGGUAAACUUCGUUAGAGUCGAACGUUCCGUUCCGUGUUUGGGACGGUUAGAAGUAUGGGGUAACUUUUCUCACGUCUGUCCUGAUGAAACCAUCAAAACAGUUGAUCGUUUAAUGGGACUGACACCAGUGCAAAGUACACAGGUCGUGCAAAAUGGCAACCCGGGGGACGAAUUUGAGAUACCCGAUGAUUUCAAGGAUGCUCUUACAUUCGAAGUCAUGAGUUUGCCUGUCACGUUGCCUAGUGGAAAUACAGUGGAUCAGACGACCUUAGAUAAAUGGGUCGAAACCGAGGCGGCCUAUGGACGGUCGGGUUCUGAUCCGUUUACUGCCCAGAGAUUUAACGACGUGCGUAAGCCGAUUUUUAAUGCUGCUUUGAAGCAUCGUAUUGACAUGUUUUUAUUGCAAAAUGCUCACCGGAAGGAGACCUUUGGAAUACAGCGGACUGUCGGGAAGAGCAACGGCGGUGGGAAAAAGCGUAAGAUUCUGGAGGAUUCUAGAAGUGAGACCAGUGUAGAUUUAAGUUCUGAAGAUAGUUUAAGUUCAGCCAUUAAGAGAACUGUUGGUAGUACCCGAUUUAUUAGUUUCACAUCUGAUGAGUGUGCUGUUUCCGAUACUAAAAUGUGUGUUAAAUGCAAUGUUCCUAGCAAUUUGUAUGCAAUUCCAUGUGAGCAUUUUUACUGUAAGAACUGUUUAUUGUCAGUCUGUGAUGUAUUAAAGUGUAUGCGUUGUAAUGCGCCCUUUUUGAAAAGUGACUCAAAAAGGGUUCACUAAUCUUAAUUUAAUAAAAAUUUUUUAAUCGCAAU
This is a messenger RNA of Photinus pyralis (common eastern firefly), 1383 nucleotides long. It is a transcript of the gene Ubox5, whose product is annotated as RING finger protein 37. The coding region runs from base 140 to 1351 and encodes 403 amino acids. Gene Ontology annotation, biological process: protein polyubiquitination. Gene Ontology annotation, molecular function: ubiquitin-ubiquitin ligase activity; ubiquitin protein ligase binding. NCBI's taxonomy places the organism in Eukaryota, Metazoa, Arthropoda, Insecta, Coleoptera, Lampyridae. The record is from RefSeq and is a predicted model, not a curated record. Gene Ontology annotation, cellular component: nucleus. The transcript is spliced from 2 exons.